UCGCCUGUUCUCGCCUAAAUUUCAGGCGAGGCGCAUCUCAAACGAGCCCAAUGUCACGCUGACCAAAGGCAGAUUAACUUGUGACGUAGUCAGAACGUACCAUGUUUGCUGGGUAAUCACAUGCACGCGAUCGCCAUCCCUCUCAUUAUCAUCUCCGUGGUCCUUUCUGAUUGUCAAGAUACUGAGAGGGCCAGUGGGGAGAGUAGUCAUCUCCCGAGGAAACGCUGCACAGAUACUACACUGACCAAAACGUAACGUUACGGUCAUGUGAAAGAGAUUGAAGAAAGGAAAUGUUUGUUUUUGUGCGUUAAAUUAAGUCAUUUGGAGUUGUGAUGGAUUAACUUGUCAGGAGACGUCAAGGACUUUUUCUCGAUUUUCUCUGUAUGAAUAACUAGCGAAGGGUACAAAUACGCGUUUUUGCUGUCUUUUUAAUCUGCAACCAAUAUCAUAGUGAAGAGGCAAUUGCCAUAGGUUUAUUAAAGCCUUUGUAAUUUUAUCCCCAGACCUUUGGCUGUCAAUGGUAUGAUUAAAUUGAUUAACAGUUUUAAAAUAGUGUUUAUUAACCAUACGUUUAAUACAAAUGAUGAACACGAGAUGCGUUGUUUGUUUGCUCAUUCUCCUGUCUGGAAACCUCGUCUUAAUAAGUGCUCAAGGGAAGAAUUUUUCUCAGAGGCAAUUUUCCACUGGACCCGUGUCUCCAACUCUCAAAUCUGCACUUGGAAAAGGCAAUGUGUUCAAUGAUUCCAUGCCUCGACGACCAAGAGUUUUGCCGCCUAUGUGCACAGGUCCCACGGAAAUCAGGGAUACUUUCAAGUAUAUUAACACCGUGGUUUCAUGCCUUGUAUUUGUAGUUGGUAUAAUUGGAAACUUCACGCUGCUCAGAAUCAUUUAUAAAAAUAAAUGCAUGCGUAACGGUCCUAAUAUCCUCAUUGCAAGUCUGGCGCUCGGGGACCUGUUGCAUAUCAUUAUAGACAUACCCAUCAACGUGUAUAAGCUUCUGGCAGAAGAUUGGCCAUUUGGUGUUGGACUUUGCAAACUGGUUCCUUUUAUACAAAAGGCUUCAGUUGGCAUCACAGUUCUGAGUUUGUGUGCACUGAGCAUAGACAGGUUUCGAGCAGUGGCAUCAUGGAACCGCAUCAAAGGCAUCGGCGUCCCCAAAUGGACAGCUAUUGAAAUCAUUCUGAUAUGGAUGCUGUCCAUAAUACUUGCAGUGCCAGAGGCCAUCGCUUUUGAUAUGAUCACAAUGGAUUACAAAGGAGAGCUGCUUAGGAUUUGCUUGCUCCACCCUAUGCAGAAAAACAAGUUCAUGCAGUUUUAUAAGUCAGCCAAAGAUUGGUGGCUUUUCAGUUUCUACUUCUGCAUGCCGCUGACGUGUACUGCCAUCUUCUAUACUCUUAUGACCUGUGAAAUGCUUCGAAAGAAGAAUGGAGUCCAAAUUGCACUUAAUGAUCACUUAAAACAGAGGCGUGAGGUGGCUAAAACCGUGUUCUGUCUGGUGCUAGUCUUUGCACUGUGCUGGCUUCCACUGCACCUCAGCCGUAUUCUUAAGCUUACCAUUUAUGAUGAAAGAGACCCUAACCGCUGUGAGCUUUUGAGUUUCUUCCUGGUUCUUGAUUAUAUCGGGAUCAACAUGGCAUCAGUGAACUCAUGCAUAAACCCAAUCGCUUUGUACAUGGUUAGCAAACGCUUCAAGAGCUGCUUCAGAUCAUGUCUAUGUUGCUGGUGCCUGCCUCCUGAAAUGUUAGUCAUGGAUGACAAGCAGUCCUGCAUGAAGCUGAAGGUGACAGAGCGAGGAUCUGAACAAAGCAAUAGCCGUGCCUCCAACAAAUACACUUCAACUUAGGCACUGAUCUGCAUACAGGUAUCGGUGGCCUACCAAUUGCAUUUAACAUUUAGGCCUAGCUAAUACCAUUAAACUUAACUCUGAGUCAGCUUGUGGGAUACUCAUAAUAAGUGAAUAUGAUGCUACAGCAUGAAAGGUAAAUCUAACUUUGUGCUAGAAAAGGUACAAAGAAAGGUAUGUAUCUUUAAGUCCCAGUUUUUACAUUUAAUCCUGACUGGCAUUUUUUUAUAUGUAGUGUUAGGAACUGCUUUAAGUUUGAUUUAACAUUGACAUCCUACAGUGACCAAGAGAGCUCAAAGCGCUGCAACUGAUGAAAACACAUGCAAAUAGAAAAAAAACACCAGCAGAUUAAUAAAACAUCAUCAGUUUGACGACACACGUGCUGCAAAUACUCACAACACAACCGAAUACAGAAAUGUGCUGCAAAUAGCACAGACCACAACAGAAAUGUUUUAAGGAAACCCCCAACAAGUGACAAACCUGGCUGGGACAUGCUUAUUGUUCAAUAUCUACUCGUCAGUGGUGUUUUUGAUGACCUGGGCUGGGUUUCCCGAUAACGUUGUCUCUUAGCGCGCUACGAAGACUCUAAAGAUAUACCUUAACUGAAGAUGUACCGUUUCUAGGCGUGUUCCCCGAACUAUACCUUAUGAGGUUGCUUAAGGUAUAUCUUCUUAAGUGCGAUGUUACCAGGUGCUGUCCAUGGCGUUGGUGCUGAAUUGGUUGAUAUCGAUGGCUCGAGAGUCGAUAAUUCACUCUAUACAGGGGCUGCUUCACUGCAUUAUGUGAGAAAUCAGUGUUCUUUAUAAAAAGAAGCACUUCAGAAGUAAAAAUUGCAUUUAUCAGGACUCAUGGUGUCACGAUCAUUGCCCGUUCCUGUUCACUCCGGACUCCAUUUCCCAUAAUCCUCCCUAUCAAUCACAUGCACUCACUCCACCAAUCACCUGUUGCCACAUACAGCCAUGCACACUCCACACUAAUCACCACACCCAGCUGAUACUCAUUACCAGGACUAUAAAGGACUCACACACACACCACCUCACCGCGAAGUCUUGUUUCCCCAGUGUACAAUUCCGAGCGUUUAUAUCUUGUCUGCCUUUCUGUUACCGUUGCUGCCUAUUCCUGUUUCUUGAUCCGUUGCUGCCUGUCCUGACCCUUGCCUGGUAUACCGUUCUGUGUAUGAUAUCCGCCUGCCUCGAUCUACUGCCUGUACCCUUACUACGAUUCUGCCUGUUCCUUACUGUUCCUGUUUGUUCCUGUUUUGACCCUGCCUGUACGACCACUCUACUUUAAUAAAAUGCUGCAUAUGGAUCCCUGCCUGAGUCUCCAGUCGUUACACAUGGGAUGUUAUAAAAGUAAUCCAAAUUGCAAACAAAAUCUAUAUUGUAAUUUAUCUAUAUUCUGGGGGCGCGGAGCCCCCAUCAGCGUGAGUUUAAGGCGACCGUUAUUUAGAUCAAAUUUUUAAUUCCUUGGAGAUGCGUCAUGCAGCUGACAGACAUGUGGUAUCGCGUAUAUAUCGUGUUUUUUUUUUGUUUUUUUUUAAUAUUCACAAACUUGUUAACUAUAUCAUGAAUUUUAUGAUAUAUUCUGAUUGUAAAAUAUGUGGAAGUGAAUGUGUUUUGUUGCGUUGCGCGAUGAGUUUGCACGGCAGUUAGUGCUGUCGGAUAUACGAAAUCUUCCCCGAAAUACAUAAAAGUAUGUGGCCGGUGAACUGGGAGAAAAAUAUAGUAAACUGUAUUGUUUCAUAAACAAUGUGUAUCUGAUAUGAAUAAAACAGUUCGUCCAAUUAUAAUCGAAAGGGUUAUUGUUGCAGCUUCCGUAGACAUCAGUGUAAUUUGAAUUUAAACUAUACAUGUCUUUUUUUUUAUGCAGUAGCCUACUUAAUUCAAAUGUGUAUUUAAAUGUCUGAAACCUAAAAUAAAGCGUGAUGAGGUUAAAAACACAGAAUAGUUGUGAUAACGUUACAUGACAAGCGCAGAGCGCGCGUCUGUCUCUGGUUCAGUGCCAAAGCACAUUUGAAUUUGGCAGUGAAUUGUUUUGCAUUUUAUUCUUUGCCAUAAUCCUAAUCGAACACUGGGUGUAUUACAGCUUCAGAAUUAUAUUCGUAUUGACUGUCAACAGUGAUAAGGUAUAGCUAAGAGUGCUCCAGACCAACCUUACGAAAGUAUGACAGAAGGUAUACUUAACUAAGAAAGUUUCGGGAAACACGUAUUAACAUUAAGGGGUAGCCUACAGCUUAAGGUAUAAUUUAAGAACGACGUAGAGUUAAGAAGGUUUCGGGAAACUCAGCCCUGAUGAGUUUUUUUUAUUAUUAUUAUUAUUUUUUUUAUUUUAACAUUCUGAUCGUAUGUGUGUUGUGAGUAUUUGUUGCGCAUUUUUGUAUUUGAAAACAUUGUGCGUAUUUGCAGCACGUGUUGUCAAACUAAUGAUGUUUUCUUAAUUUGCUGGUGUUUUUCUAUUUGCAUGUGUUUUCUUCAAAGUUUAAGAUGCCGUGGGGAAAAAAAAGUCAAAUUCAUCCGACUGAUUUAACACUGAUUCAAUAUCUCAGCAUUGACACUGUCACGCUAUCUGAACAACACUGUGCAAGUUUUUCCCAACCUUCAUAUAUUCAUGCUUCACGGAAAUAUUAAACCAAAUUUGAAUGUGACUUCACAUGCUCUCUGUAGUUCCCUGUACAUUUAAUGAUUUUCCAAAUGUCAUAAAGCAAUUGAUUGUAAGAACAAUGGUGGGUUUGUUUGUGGUGUAUGUAUUUAAAGAAUUGCCUUACAGACAUUUUCAUGCCAUUUAAUGAACUCUAAUACAGAAGAGGGUAACACUUUAGAAUACUAGUAACUUUAGUAACUACUAUUUUUUUCAUACCUCCCAGAGAACUA
Messenger RNA from Megalobrama amblycephala (Wuchang bream), 4713 nucleotides. It is a transcript of the gene ednrba, whose product is annotated as endothelin receptor Ba. Gene Ontology annotation, molecular function: endothelin receptor activity. The coding region runs from base 581 to 1843 and encodes 420 amino acids. NCBI's taxonomy places the organism in Eukaryota, Metazoa, Chordata, Actinopteri, Cypriniformes, Xenocyprididae. Gene Ontology annotation, cellular component: membrane. The transcript is spliced from 7 exons. The record is from RefSeq and is a predicted model, not a curated record. Gene Ontology annotation, biological process: enteric nervous system development; regulation of blood pressure; vasoconstriction.